Brassica oleracea var. oleracea is the source of this 1071-nucleotide messenger RNA. Its product is annotated as probable BOI-related E3 ubiquitin-protein ligase 2. NCBI's taxonomy places the organism in Eukaryota, Viridiplantae, Streptophyta, Magnoliopsida, Brassicales, Brassicaceae. Bases 134 to 895 code for a protein of 253 amino acids. The transcript has 2 exons. Gene Ontology annotation, molecular function: ubiquitin-protein transferase activity. The record is from RefSeq and is a predicted model, not a curated record.
CUGCUCUUCUGCUUCAAUCCCAAUGUAACACAAAGUGUAAAACAACUUUUUUGUUUGAAUUAAUUUAACAUUCUUUCAAAAAAAAAAAAAAAAAAAAAAGAAGCUUUUAUCCUCUGUUUUGGCCGGUAAAGAGAUGGCGAUACAAGCGCAGUUGCAUUACAACGCUUCGAACGUGAACCAAAUCGGUACUGGUGGGCCUCUGCUCAACAACAAUGGAGGAAUCGGAAUCGAUCAGUCGUACACGAACAACCAUAAUCUCCUGGCGCAGAAAGAUUUGAACCAACAUGCUCUGUUUCAACACCAACAGUAUCGUUCUCAGAGCGUUUUAGACGCUUACAUGGAGAGACAGAAGCAAGGGAUCGACCAGUUCAUAAGAGUCCAGAACGAGAGGUUGAGAUACGCGUUGCAAGAACAGAGGAAGCAAGAGAUGGAGACGAUGUUGAGGAAGAUGGAGGCGAAAGCUUUGGUUUUGAUGACGCGCAAGGAGGAAGAGAUGUCGAGAGCCCUGAGCAAGAACAUGGAGCUCGAGGAUCUGUUGAGGAAAAUGGAAAUGGAGAAUCAAACGUGGCAGAGGUUGGCUCGUGAGAACGAAGCGAUGGUCGCGACGCUUAACUCGACGUUAGAACAGGCUCGGGAGAGAGCCGCAGCCGCCACGUGUCAUAACGAAGCCAUAGCGGUGGAGGACGAAGGGUCGUGCUGCGGAGGAGAUGAUUUUCCGGCGAAGAAGAAGAAGGUGAGUAGUUGUUGCUGGAAUUGUGGGUCUAAUGGAGAGACAAGAGUGCUGUUUCUGCCGUGUAGGCAUCUCUGUUGCUGCACGGGGUGCGAGGACGGUCUUGUUCUUUGUCCGAUGUGUAGUGCUCCAAAGAAGAAUAGAAUCGAGGCGUUUAUUUUCUAAGGGGAACUGUUUUCCUUUCUUUCUCUGAAAAAUUGGUAGAAAAGCCAUUAAGACCGGUCACCGGUGAACGGAGAGGUUCUUACACCCGGACGAUGACGUGGCAGGUUGAUUUUGUGUUUUUCGAGAAGUUUAGGGAAAAAGGGAAAGUUAGACUAGGGAAAGAAAGGAUUUGCUCC